GACGUCACGGUUGUAAACACCCGUAUGUACUCACAUCUUUGUGUCCCGUGGAAACAUGUCGGGGAGGAGAGAGCCCAGUGGAGGAACUGCUUCGUCUAUCAAAUGCUCACCUGAGACAUAAAGCGACAGAGCCAGAGAGGAAACGGCGGCGUGUUUGUUCGAGUUUGGAGCAACUGCAGCCUUCCGCUGUCACAGAAGCGAGCCGGUCGGGAUCGGAUGGACGACUAAAGACAGACAGCCGGGGCUUGAUCUGAAGACUUAGCCUAGCAGGCAGGUGGUCGAGCCGGUUAGAGAGAAAGAGCGAGAGAGGGGGGACAGCGUGUACGGUCUCGGAUCAGAACGGGGUUUCUCCUUGCUAGGGGAUGUUAUCCGUACUGUCUUAUGGCAGACUGGUAGCCAGGGCUGUCCUGGGCGGACUCUCUCAGACGGACGGUCGGGACUACAGUCUGAUCACCGCCAGUUAUGGUUUCGGUAAAGACUUUCGCAAGGGGAUCCUGAAGAAAGGGAUGUGCUACGGUGAUGAUGCUUGCUUCAUUGCACGGCACAAGACGGCUGAUGUCUUGGGCGUAGCAGAUGGCGUAGGUGGUUGGCGGGACUAUGGUGUCGACCCAUCUCAGUUCUCUGCGACCUUAAUGAAGACCUGUGAGCGACUGGUGAAGGAGGGUCGCUUCACACCCAGUAAUCCAGUGGGCAUCCUGACGUCUGGCUACUACGAGCUCUUGCAGAACAAAGUUCCCUUGCUAGGAAGCAGCACGGCCUGCAUCGUAGUUCUGGAUCGGCGGAGUCACAGGCUACAUACGUGUAACCUUGGCGACUCUGGCUUUUUAGUGGUACGUGGUGGAGAGGUGGUUCAUCGCUCGGACGAGCAACAGCACUAUUUUAAUACACCCUUCCAGCUGUCCAUCGCUCCUCCGGGAGCCGAGGGAGUCGUGCUCAGUGACAGUCCCGAAGCGGCUGACAGCUCCUCUUUCGACGUGCAGCUUGGCGACAUCAUCUUAACCGCAACAGACGGUCUCUUUGACAACAUGCCAGACUACAUGAUUCUUCAGGAGCUCAAAAAACUCAAGACUACCAACUAUGACAGCAUCCUGCAGACUGCACAGAGCAUUGCAAAGCAAGCUCAUGAUCUUGCCUACGACCCUAAUUAUAUGUCCCCUUUUGCACAGUUUGCCUGUGACAAUGGCCUGAAUGUAAGAGGAGGGAAGCCAGAUGACAUCACGGUGCUGCUCUCUAUCGUGGCUGAAUACACAGACUAAAAUGUGUGUGUGCGUGCGUGUGUGUUUGAGUGCGCUUCUCUGGGGCUGUUCCUUCUUCGCCGCCUGCCUGAGUCUUCCACCUGCGGCCCUCCCGAAAUGCACUGCGUCCUGUGGGGCUGACAGGGGAGGCCCGCCAACACCACGGCACACACUCCUUACAGCACGGCCCGUGUUAACAUUUAGUUUUCUUCCGCUGGUUUUGUUUUGGUGCUUGAGCGGCUGAGGGAAGGCAGGCAGCUAGAACGUUUUGUUUUUUUUCUUUCAUGUUGAUCGUGAUGCAGGAGGAGCAGAGAGAGAGCGAGACGGGCGGGAAGAUGCCUUUCAUUCUUCAAUGUCUCAUCCUGUAGCAUCAACAUCUUUUUCAAUGAUGUGACAGCCCAGGACAGAUGGACGGCCUGUAGGCUUUAAAAUCUGAAAUAAAAAUGUGAUAAGGAGUAAGCCAUGGGUUUGGAUUCUUUAGAGCGUAGUAACAGAUUUAGCAGGCGAAACCUGGCUAUUGGUCUCUGUUGUUAAUCUGUUCCAUGUGGUAAAUGUGUUUGAACAAAGCAUGUAGACUAGACUGAGGAAGCUGCUGCUGGGAUGUUGUUUGAGUAUGAAAUGUACGAGUUGGGAUUAAGUGUCUUUCCUCAGAUCAAAACUCUGUAAUGAGAAACUGUAACACUUAUUAAAGCUUUCACAUGAAGGUUAAUCAGGUUUUGUCGCUUGGCCGAGGGAACCGCAUCUCCUGAUGAGUUGUAAAUAUUUUUGUUUUUUGAGAAACUUGUUCUGGCCUUUCUGUUGUCUUUGAAUUGGUUGUUAAAGCGAAGAGCUGUUUCGUUACUUUAUGGAAGAUCUACACAUGCUCUCGUAUACUUUCUUGUACAGAUACUAAUCUCCAGGUGAUUUUCAUCAAUACCACACUUCCGUUUGAAAGUUGAAAGUCGCUUCCUGAGAUUGAUCUCUGAAGCAGUCGUGUUGCCGAAAGGCCCCUAAAACAUAUGACUGGUUUGUGUGGCAUAUUUGAGAAGCCACUGUACGUAAUGUUUAUAUUUGUUAUAAAGCUCAAGUUAGCAUCUGGGAAUGCUUACAAUUGCAGUGAUAGGUCAGGAACAAAUUCAAAGGAGAAAGAUGUAUUUUUUAAACCUUAUUUUGUUUUAAAAGCUACAGACUGAAGCAUAUGCAGAUGUGACGAACGUCCCGUGGAUGACUAAAAGAUCCAGGUAUCUUAAAAAAAAGAAGAAGAAAUGUGCAUUGUGUGAGUCUGCUUCAAAU
Molecule: messenger RNA, 2507 nt
Organism: Pundamilia nyererei
Lineage: Eukaryota; Metazoa; Chordata; Actinopteri; Cichliformes; Cichlidae
Product: protein phosphatase PTC7 homolog
Exons: 6
Coding region: 363-1256 (297 amino acids)
Biological process (GO): protein dephosphorylation
Cellular component (GO): mitochondrion
Molecular function (GO): protein serine/threonine phosphatase activity
Source: RefSeq, a predicted model, not a curated record